Halichondria panicea is the source of this 1832-nucleotide messenger RNA. RefSeq names its product ubiquitin carboxyl-terminal hydrolase 21-like. The record is from RefSeq and is a predicted model, not a curated record. Lineage: Eukaryota; Metazoa; Porifera; Demospongiae; Suberitida; Halichondriidae. Bases 48 to 1754 code for a protein of 568 amino acids. Gene Ontology annotation, molecular function: cysteine-type deubiquitinase activity. Gene Ontology annotation, biological process: protein deubiquitination. The transcript has a single exon.
GCUUGAAAUUUAUGGGGGGUGUGGCCCGACUUGUCUAAGUGAAUAAAAUGGAGGUCUGGGAGCUGUGUAUGAACUGUCUAUUCGAGCUGAUAGUGUUCGGUUUGGUUGAAAUAUUCACGAGACAUGUCUUCUCUAGAAAAAGAUGUUCCAGGCUUGUUUUGCUAUCGUCACAGCUGGGUUUCCUUGUGACGUUUGUUGUUUUUAUUCUGGUGGAUCAUGUACCAUAUCUACUGCUGUUGACUAUUGUUGGCGUGAUGGUUCGUAUGAUUUACGCGAGCUUGCAAACCUCUCGUAAUCAAUACAUCAGUAAGCCACUACCAAAUGCAAUGAAAUCGUCAUCAAGAACUGAUCCGAAAACACCUCAAAGUCGCAUGCCUCUGCCACAGAUGGGAAAUUUCCGACCAAGGUCGUCACUACCUAAUAAUUAUUUCCAUCCGACUGGUUACAGUAUACGGGGCACCCAGGAAAAUAGGUAUCUGCAGAGGAGGCCUUUGAGCAAUCCUCAGGGUGGGAUUCAGAGCAAACUACUUCCUCAAAUACGAAAUUUACAAAAAUCAUCUUUAUCAAAAUUCCCUCCGCUAAACUAUAUUCAAUCGAUGUUUGAUUUCAAGCAUUCCCCUGAUCCUCGUCCGCCCGGUCUUAUCAAUUCAGGGAACACUUGUUUUAUUAAUUCAACUUUACAAUGUUUGACAUGGACUCCAGGAUUUGCUGAGGGCCUUGCAUCUAUUGUUACAGAGUCGAAUGUGUUUGUAACAACAUUGCUACAGUUGAUGUUUCGAAUUACACACCAAACAGAUCAACACGAUUCAACCAUAAGCCCAUCUGAUUUUUUGUUUUUGAUGUCCACCUUGGCUCCUCAUCUCAUUACCAAUAGAAGUGGACUCUCGUUUCAAUCUCAACAAGACAGCGCUGAAUUUUUAUUAUGGUUACUGAAUCAUAUCCAUACUGAAGCCGUUAAGAAUUUUACAGUUGUAUCGAAUGACUUCAUUGCACUGAAAGAAGACAAACAGACCCGCUUAGCCGAACUAAGUAUUAUGAAAUCAAAUGGCCAUAAUUUUGGCACAAAAGUUUUGGAAUACUCGGAACUGGACUGGUAUUUGUACACAUUGCAAGCGAAGUCGCCUAUUUAUGAGCAGUGCCUUGGCCAGAUACUAGAGGCAAGAGAAUGUCAACUGUGCCACAAGGUGUCACUAAAUAUCGAUUACUUUAUGGUACUUCCUCUUCCCCUUCCAAAGUCAACAGGAGCUCAUGAUGUGAUUUUUCUGGACGACUGUUUCAAUUCAUUCAGUCAUGUCGAAGAACUGACAGGCUCUAAUAUGAUAACAUGCUCGUGUAUUGUUCCUAACGAACAGUCCCUCACACCAGGAACGAGAAUUGCUUUGCUCGGUAGAGCGCCACGUACUCUCAUUAUGCAACUAUCUCGUUACACAUACGAUAUAAGCUUACAAGCGACUGUAAAAAAUAAGGCUUGCGUACGAUUCAAUACAACAUUUCAAGUCCCAAUUUCGAUUGAGUCUCAGCUAGGGGUCCCCAGCAAAUCACCUACGCCAGUGGUAUACAAGCUAGUAGGAGUAUGUGUGCACAGUGGAGCUGACAACACUUCAUAUGGACAUUAUGUGGCGUAUUGUCUCACAUCAACUGGGUGGUGCUACUUCAAUGAUGAUACGGUGUCAAAAGUUAGUGAUAUUGAAGAAGCCCUCAAAGACUAUUUUAUUCUACAAAAUGCAUACCUUCUGUUUUAUUCAUGCUUUUAAAAUAAAUUAUUGAUAACAAGUUUGGCUUGUCAUAAUUCAUGAAUUGUAUAAUUUUACCAUAAUUUAAUUGUCAUCUGA